AUGAGUACAGCCUCGACCCCAACAAGUGCCGAGGGCAUCAUCGGUGACAGCUGCGCGGCAAACCUCUUAGCCAUGGACGCGCUGGCGAAGUUGUUCAGAUACGCGAUCGUCAUCGGCUGCUUGUCCCACACAUUCAACAACCAGCUGAGCACCCCGGAGUUGGACACGUUCCGUGGCAAGAUGCAUACCCUACUCUCGCACAGCGCUGGAGCGAAGGCGCUCUUCAAGGAGAAAGUCGGAGUCCGCGCCCAAUCGACGCCUGGGCACCGGUGGGGCUCUAGGUUCGAUCGGGACUACAUUAUCGCCAUGAACUGGCCUGGAGUGUUGGAGUUCAUCGCCGCCUACGAGAGCGAAGACACGGACAAGAGCAACGCAGCCAAGUUCAUGAGGGACGAGCUAGUGCGAGUUCGCGACGACAAAAACCCCCAGAGCUUAAUCCUUCAGUUGCAGCAGGCUUUGAUGGUGGACGUCGGCCGUUCCGUGACUUCAGCAACUAUCGUCCUGGAGGGCGACGAGCCAUUGGCGCAAAAGACGUACAACAUCGUGGAGCGAUUCCGCAGCAAGCUCGAGUUGGCUGAAGACGGUGUUUUCUCACCGGAUGUCUCCUUGCCCACCGUCGCUGCUGUUGUCGCCAAACUAGUCGGCCAAGGAGACGACCUGGACUGCUUGGGCACCCUUCGCCAGUACGCACACGACAGGAUCGGACGCCACUCCCAAGCGAGGGAUGCCAAGGCCUUGGAGAUGUUCAAGGCCGCGAAGCUCACGGACUACGUGUUCAUGAAAGGCAGGAAGUUCACCGAUGACGCCAUUCGCAGCCUCAAGGUGCUCCCGUUCGUCAAGAGCAAAAUGGUCAGGGGGCUUUUCAAGGAAAAGGAAAACUACUUCAUGGCGGCCAGUGACACAGACGCCGAGUACGGCCACAUGGGGUUCUGGAACGACAACAAGACAAAACUCCCUACGUGGCACGCCUUGAUGUUGGACGUUGCCUUUUUGCAACCAUCCUCUGCGUUCAUGGAACGAUUGUUUUCCAUCCUGCGGUGUUGCUUUAAUGAACGACAACAGAGCGUGUACAGCGACCGUAUUUGCGCUUCCGCACAGCUCAAGUACAACAGGGGCAGGAUCAAAAGUAGCUCAGAAGAGAAGGAUGGAAGCGCCGCAGAUGCCAACAACGGCGGCGGUAGCGAUGAAAGCGAUGACAGCGAUGAAGACAGGGAUUGA
Ectocarpus sp. CCAP 1310/34 is the source of this 1218-nucleotide messenger RNA. The record is from the annotation of a GenBank genome assembly. Lineage: Eukaryota; Phaeophyceae; Ectocarpales; Ectocarpaceae.